GAUAAUGUAUUGACUGUGUGAAGAAGCAUUGGAAGCACUAUAGAUUAUCAUAUAACUUGCAAUUUAUACAUCAAUACUCAAAAGUGUGAAGAUAAUGUCGAAUGCAACUUUACACAUAGUUCCUGCAGCGCCUCGCGGCGAUAUUAUUAGGUUGCAAAACAUUAUAUCCAAAAUAGAGGACGAUUUGAGGAGCACAAAUGAAAAACUUGGCAAUUUGCGGCAGCUAAUCAGAACCGAAUCGAAUAUAAAAUCGCGAGAUAUUUACUUAAAUAAGGUCUGUGAUAUGGUGAAAGAACAACAUAGAAUACGGAGCAUACUGCACAGUCACAGAUCAAAGUUGAAAAGAUUGGAAUCUAAAAAAAAACUGAAAUUUGUUACAAAGCAAAUUCCACAGCAAGCAAAAAAUUCAAAGCUGCUCGAACUAUUCCAUAAUUAUGAGACGAAAGAAACCGGUGUUGACACUCAGACUGCUCGGAAUUCUGAAGCACCAAAGCGAAAAAUUUUGGAUAACGAAGAGACUGUAAAUGGUGAAGACAAGCCAGCCAAGCAAAUUAUCAUCGACAAUCAUGGCAGGACAAUGAAAUGUUUGAAGGCUCAUGUAAAAAAGCGCAUUACUGAGGAGGAACAGAAGCUUGUUGUUCCACAAAUUGUAAAAGUGGAGCAAGCGAAAUAUUCAGAUGAUGAUACCUUAACUUUGGAAGAGACGAAACCAGAGACUGAAGAGCUUCCUAUAUCGCAAGAAGAGAAGCUUGUAGUUAAAAUUGAAAUAGAUGAGGAAUCGGAAUAUAUAAAAGAGACAGAACAAAUAGAAGAGGAGAAACCAGAACUGUCUGUCGAGACUCCCCAAGCAAAUACUAUCGUGAUAAGCAAUCACAGAGAUGCGAUGCAAUGCCUAAAGGCUCUACAGGAAUAUGCAAUGUUAAAUGAAAACUAUAGAGCUAUAGGACUUUUAAGUGAAACUGAAAAGGCAUUCGUAAGUCCAGCGGACGUCACAGACUUCGAGCUCUAGCAUUAGUAUAGAGUAUGUACCAUAUAUUUGCAUGUGUGUAGGCUAAUUAUUUUAAGUUGAUUUAAGAACUUAUGUACAUUUUAUGCCUUGUGCUAGCAAGCAUUCUGCAAUUGAUUAAUUUUAAGUAAAGUAUUUACAGAAAA
This is a messenger RNA of Drosophila mojavensis, 1152 nucleotides long. RefSeq lists its product as uncharacterized. The transcript is spliced from 4 exons. Lineage: Eukaryota; Metazoa; Arthropoda; Insecta; Diptera; Drosophilidae. The record is from RefSeq and is a predicted model, not a curated record. Bases 95 to 1009 code for a protein of 304 amino acids.